AUGGAAGCCGAGAAAACCUUUACUGGAAGCUCUGGUAAGUUGACGGAUGCAUGAGAAACCUCAGCAUUGUGUUGAUGAAAGGUCAGACACUUCAGAUCGCUUGCCAGACGUGGACAAGGCAGAAACUCAGCAUGUCGAAAAGAUUGAUACCAACGAACGAGCUCCAGGGCACGACGGGUACUACGAGAGAGGAGGACUUGAAACAUAUGCCGACGAGAGCGGCAAUCAAGAUGUAGAGCCCAAGAUGUCGUUCAACCGAAUGAUGAGCCUCAUCGCUAUGGCAUUCCGUAAGUGACCCACAUCCUAGAACGCUGCUCAGAAUUGACGACUGCAUCCAGUUUGGACCGGCAGCCAAAUCCCCGUCUACCUCUUCGGCGGCAUACCACCCUACAUCUACGGCGACAUAGGCGGCUCAGAUCGCUGGAUCUGGUUCGUCCUAGCCAAUCUGCUGUCCCUCGCAGCCGUCUGUCCCUUCGUUGGCUCCAUCAGCGACCUCAUCGGCCGGCGCUAUGUUGCCCUGAUCGGCGCCGCCUUCCUCAUCAUCGGCAUGAUCAUCUGUUCCACCGUUCAUUCCAUGAACAGUUUCAUCUCAGGCAUGGUAUUCGCAGGUGUUGGCGCUGGCAUCAACGAAUUGACCGCCCUCGCCGCGACGUCUGAGCUAGCGCCAACGAGUAAACGGGGCAAGUAUGUUGCCGUAUUGGUAAUCACGAUUAUACCGUUUUGUCCGUCGGUGUUGUAUGGACAGUUGAUUUCGUAUUAUGCUUCCUGGAGAUGGAUAGGGUUGAUCUGUGGCCUCUGGGCGUUUGUAGGCUUCUGUUGUGUGCUGUUUUUCUAUUUCCCGCCCGAGAGGGUUAAUAGUCUUGGGCUCUCGAGAAGGCAGGUCUUGAAGCAAAUCGAUUAUCUUGGUGGGUUCCUGAGUAUUGGGGGUAUGUUGUUGUUUAUGAUGGGGAUGCAGUGGGGAGGAUAUCAGUGAGUUGAAUUCCUUUUCCAAAUGACUGUUGAGCAGCGAUUGAUGUGUGACAGAUACAAGUGGUCUUCGGCGCACGUCCUGGUCCCUCUGAUCCUUGGAGCGGUCAUGCUUGCCUGCUUUACUGUCUGGCAAGGAUACGCACCAUACCCAAUGUUUCCCCGCCGUCUGCGUCAAGACCCGAGGAUUCUAGGCUUAACACUCGUCAUCACAUUCAUCAGCGGAGCCAACUUCUUCAGCAUUCUCAUGUUCUGGCCCACACAAGCUUUCAAUGUCUACGGACACGACCCUGUGGGCGUCGGCGUCCGCGGAAUCCCCACCGGGUUCGGAAUUCUAGCAGGUGCUGUCAUCGUUCUCUGGCUCCUCUCCGUGUUCCGCGGACACAACAAGGAACUGAUGAUUGUCUCUUCCGUGCUCAUGACGGCAGGAUGUGGAGCGCUUGCAGUUGGGAAGGUUGAUAAUCUGCAUGUACUCUGGGGACUGCUUGUCUUGGCAGGGCUCGGAAUAGGAGGCAUCGUCGUCCCGGCAUCCAUUAUCAGUGAGUGUGCAUGCACCAGGCCUGAACAGGGCUCCAGUGGGACUGAUCGACAAAUUCCUAGCCACUAUCAUCUGUCCAGAUGAUCUCAUCGCCACCGUCGCAGCUUUGACACUCGCGGUUCGAGUGAUAGGCGGUAGCAUCGGAUACUGUGUCUAUUAGUAAGUCGGAGACAUGUCCCGCUUCCAAGUUGCCAAUCAAUAGGCUGACAUCUUUUGUCUUUAACAGCAACGUCUUCAUUUCUAAAUUCGCUCCCUUUGCUAAGGAAAUCAUUGGCGAAUACAUGCAGCAGCAGCUCAACAUCACCAACUCGUCCGUGAUCGAGGAAGCCAUCUCGUUGACGGGCGCCUCGCUGAUAGAUGGAAUCGCGGAUCUCCCAGGCAUUCAUGGUGUACCGGGCGCAUACGAAGGAGUGUAAGUGUGAUGUCUAGGCAUUUCCAGGAAAAUGUGAGAAACUGACUGUGCUUGCUUUCGCAGGGUGCUCGCAGGUCAGACUGCCUUUUCAGACGCGUAUCGGUAUGUCUAUCUGGUCAGCAUCGCUUUUGGUGGUGUUUCGAUCGUUGCGGCUUUGUUUCUUGGUGACAUAUCGAAGUACAUGGAUGAUCACGUGGCCGUCGUGAUGUAA
Lecanosticta acicola is the source of this 2127-nucleotide messenger RNA. Lineage: Eukaryota; Fungi; Ascomycota; Dothideomycetes; Mycosphaerellales; Mycosphaerellaceae. The record is from the annotation of a GenBank genome assembly.